AUGUGGGACUUUGCGAGACGUGAUCAGGAGAAUUAUUUAGAAUUCUCUGAUAAACGCGGGGAAGAACCACUGGAGAAAUGUGAAAAACGGGAGGACCAAGAAAAACGCGACGACCAAAUUUUUGAACGAUCGAACGAUUUUAUUACGGAUUGCUGCUGCCAUCAACCCGUGUGCUGUGAUGAGACGCCACCGAUUUUCUGUGAAGAAGUUCCAAUGUUUAACGAACCUUCCUUUUGUGGCGGGACGCCUGUCAUUCUUGACGAGGUUCCCAUUAUAAUUGACGAGGAACCUAUCAUAAUCGAGGAAGAACCCAUUAUAAUUGAUGACAUCUGUGAUAAUAUGCCUCUCAUUUGUGACAACACUCUUCCCAUUAGUGACGACACGCCGUUUAUUUGUUGCGACGAGGCGCCCAUUUGGACUGAGCAAUUUUGCGGAGGAUUCGGCACGGAAUUUGAUAUUGGGAAUAUCAGAAUUAAGAACCCGGUUAGACCCUGUGCGGCACCUCUGGGAUGGUCUAGGCUCGGAAUUUAG
Messenger RNA from Acaulospora colombiana, 531 nucleotides. NCBI's taxonomy places the organism in Eukaryota, Fungi, Glomeromycota, Glomeromycetes, Diversisporales, Acaulosporaceae. The record is from the annotation of a GenBank genome assembly.